ACGCGAGCGGGGCUCAUCUCUUGCCCGUAUCCGUCGUUUAGGAAUAAACCAGUUUAAUUCUUUAGGCAAUAAUAAUAAACAACUUCCAGGUGUCAAAAUGAAAGUCUCCAACAUAGACUGCCGGCGUCUGAGGAAGAUCAUCAGGAAGGAGUACGCGAGCUGCCUUAUUGUGGAUUGCCGACCUUAUUUCUCAUUCACGAACUCCAACAUCAAAGACUCUGUCAAUGUCAAUCUUAACUCAGUGGUGGUCCGGAGGUCUCGAGGAGGGCCGGUGCCACUGCAGUUUGUCAUCCCAGAUGAGAGAGCCCUUCACAGGCUUCGAGAGGGGAGCAUAUCGGCUAUCGUAGCUCUGGAUGACCGGACGUCCCACUGGCAAAAACUGAAAAAGGACAGUGUAGCACAAAUAGUAAUAAACACCCUCUCACAUCUUGCGAGCGGGGCAAACAUCUGUUUCCUGAAAGGAGGAUACGAGAACUUCCACUCUCAAUAUCCUGAACUUUGCACUGAGGUGAAAACCAUCGACCAGAGCGGAACUGAAACCGAGAAAAGAGUCAACAGCCACAGCGAGAAGCUUUCUCACCACAAACCAGAUUAUGAUCAGGGUAAACCUGUAGAGAUCCUGCCUUUCCUCUACCUCGGUAGUGCCUACCACGCCUCCAGACAGGACUAUCUCAGCGACCUUCACAUCACGGCCUUGCUCAAUGUGUCGCGCAGAGACCUGCAGCCGGCCAAGGGCCACUACGACUACAAGUGGAUCCCAGUGGAGGAUAGCCACAUGGCCGACAUCAGCUCUCACUUCCAGGAGGCCAUAGAAUUUAUUGAUCACGUGAAGCAAUCAGGGGGAAAGGUCCUGGUCCACUGUGAAGCAGGCAUCUCCCGCUCCCCUACCAUCUGCAUGGCAUACAUCAUGAGGACCCAGCAGCUCAGACUGGAUGCUGCCUUCGACAUCAUCAAGCAGCGCCGGGCAGUCAUUUCACCCAACUUUAGUUUCAUGGGUCAGCUGCUGCAGUUUGAGUCAGAGGUCCUCUCCACAGCCCCGGUUUAUGCUGCCACACCUGAACCAGCCACGCCCUGCGCCCCGGAGUCUGCCUCCUUUUUUGCCAACGACUUCGCCACCACCUUCAACACCAAAAACUUUGAGCCAUCCGUGUUCACCCUCCCUACCUCUUGCCUGCAGUCCCCGGUCCACCACCAGUUCAAACUGAGCCCAAUAACUGCACUGCCUUAAAAUGAACUGUGACUGCUUGUAGUCUUACU
Messenger RNA from Thunnus maccoyii (southern bluefin tuna), 1257 nucleotides. It is a transcript of the gene dusp5, whose product is annotated as dual specificity phosphatase 5. Gene Ontology annotation, cellular component: nucleus; cytoplasm. Bases 98 to 1228 code for a protein of 376 amino acids. The record is from RefSeq and is a predicted model, not a curated record. Gene Ontology annotation, biological process: endoderm formation; protein dephosphorylation; negative regulation of MAPK cascade. Lineage: Eukaryota; Metazoa; Chordata; Actinopteri; Scombriformes; Scombridae. Gene Ontology annotation, molecular function: MAP kinase tyrosine/serine/threonine phosphatase activity; protein tyrosine/threonine phosphatase activity. The transcript has 4 exons.